Messenger RNA from Malassezia restricta, 987 nucleotides. Its product is annotated as large subunit ribosomal protein L5. Gene Ontology annotation, biological process: translation. Bases 1 to 987 code for a protein of 328 amino acids. Gene Ontology annotation, cellular component: cytosolic large ribosomal subunit; ribosome. The transcript has a single exon. Lineage: Eukaryota; Fungi; Basidiomycota; Malasseziomycetes; Malasseziales; Malasseziaceae. The record is from RefSeq and is a predicted model, not a curated record. Gene Ontology annotation, molecular function: structural constituent of ribosome; RNA binding.
AUGCUGCGAGCGUGUCUAGGUCACGGCGCGCCCUCGUCGAUCAUGAGACGAGGCAUACACAUGUCUCGCAUGGCGCACUUGGACUAUGUGCCAUCGCGGAAUCAGCUGCCUUGGCCACCUCUGGUUGUGGGCGAAAUGCAAAAGAGCCGCUUGCGCGAGCACUAUGAGCGUACGCUGGCCGCGGAUAUGAUGUACAUGAUGUACGAGCCCACCGGUCCAUCCGCGUCUUCCAAAGACUCGCCAGGCGACGGAACGAAUGAUCGUAGCCGCCGGUGGUCGAAUGACUCGCCGUAUCACGCCAACCGCCCUGCUCGCGCUCAGCUCGGUAACCGACCGCUCGUGCCUCUGCACAAGCCAUUGAGCAUGUCGCGGCACAUUGAGCAUGAUAUCCCGCGUAUUGACCGAAUUAUCUUCACGGCUUUUUGUCGCGAGGCCAUCACGAAUAAGCAAGCCCUGCUGCCUCUGCUCGGCCAAAUGCGGGCGAUCACGGGCCUGCCUGUGCUGGGAUCGUUGGCGGACCCAGCCGCUGGUAGCUCGCCCGAGACGGCCGGUCCCUCGGCACGCUACGGCUAUCUUCAAGUGCUGCGUGCCAAGCAGGGUGCUGCCUCGUUCCGGCUCCGUGCGGGUAUGCCGGUGGGCGUGCAGGCUGUCAUGUACGACGACGUGGCGUACGAGUUCAUCGAGACACUUACGACGUUCGUGCUUCCGCGUCUGCGUGGCUUUGCCGGCUUGCCGCUCCCUCCUGCGACACAGCCGCUGCUGAGUCCCGCGGCUGUGAGUGGUGUUGUCACGUUCGGCAUGGGACCAGAAGCGAUGCCGCUCUUUCCCCAGGUGGAAGUCAAUCUGGAUCAAUACCCCGGCCGUCGCUACGGAUUCCAAGUAGACUGCGUCACGAACCAGCGUGGCCGCCGUGCGACGGAGCGCGCUCGCACGCUGCUGAGCGGCCUGGGCCUGCCGUUUGUACGUCGUGGCACCGUCGCUUUGUAG